AUGGUGAACCACGCGUUAUUCAACCCUGGAAAGGCACAUAACGUAAUUGCCACCAUCCCCGCAUCAGUCUCUGAUGAGGUAGUUGUUGUGGGUAAUCAUCGUAACGCUUGGGGUCCCGGUGCUGGAGACGGGAACAGUGGAUCGGCUGCCCUGAAUGAAGUGGUGCGCAGCUUUGGCGUUGCACUUCGUCAUGGCUGGCGACCGUAUCGCACCCUUGUCUUUGCCAGCUGGGAAGGCGAAGAGUUCGACCAGUAG
This is a messenger RNA of Aspergillus udagawae, 255 nucleotides long. RefSeq lists its product as uncharacterized. The coding region runs from base 1 to 255 and encodes 84 amino acids. Gene Ontology annotation, molecular function: carboxypeptidase activity. The record is from RefSeq and is a predicted model, not a curated record. The transcript has 2 exons. NCBI's taxonomy places the organism in Eukaryota, Fungi, Ascomycota, Eurotiomycetes, Eurotiales, Aspergillaceae.